AUGGUGGCAGCACAUCAGACACAGCUCCUGGCCUGGGAAGGGGAUCAGCAAAAAAUACUGACUCUAGCAGAACGGUGCAGCUUACUGGAAAAUGAGCUGAACAAGAGAAAUGAAUUUAUAAAGUCACUGAAGCAACAGAAGUUUAAAGAGAUGUCUCAAAAAGUAGCAGAUGCAAGUCUUCACUGCCAGGCUCUGGAGGAGAAAAAUCAAAGUCUUCACCACUCAGUUUUGGACCUGUCUGCUAAAACAGGCCAGUUGCAAGCAAGGGAACAGAAGCUUCUUACCAUGCUUAAGCUGAAGGAUGAGGCUAUACUUGAAACAACUGAUCACAUUACUGAGUUUACAUCUAAAUUCAGAAAUCUGGGAAUUGCAUUACGUGCAGCAAAAGCAACAGAAAUCUAUCUCAACAAGGAAAAGCAAGACCUCAAACUGAGACUGAAAGAACUGACACUUGAAAGAAAUAAGCUGCAAGAUGACCUUUCUGAAAAGAUGAAAGAAAAUAAUAAGCAGCACAAAGAUAUAGUUCACCUCAAAGAAGAAAACAUCUCCUUGAGGAAGGAGCUCGCCCUUACUGUGGAACUUCUUCAAUUUGCCAAGUCUAAACAAGCACGGACUGACACAGAGCUCUCAAGUUUGCGACAGAUCUACCUAAAACAACAGCGUGAGUUGCAGUUUCUUCAUGUCAGUUCAGAGGGCUCUUGGGAAUUAAGGCAAAAGCAUGAGAAGGUGGCUCAUGAAAGGAGCAUAAGAGUGACAAUUCUCUACCCCGAAAGUAACAGCAAGACAGACACAGUUAAGACUGAGGGCACCCACGGGAAGUGGGAGGAGUGUGGAACUGCACGAGUUCCAAAGAGUAGAGUAAAAACCACCUCUGAGAUGUGUGAAGUAGAUAAUAGACUGUUACAGAGUGCACCAGAUUUGGAAGAAACCACUUCAGUGCACUUAAACCAAAAAGUUGUGAAAGUCUCGUCUCUCCUUACAGAAGAAGAAAAGCAGGAUGUUGCAUCAAGCUCUGAUGAGCUACACAGUGAAGUAUUUUGUGAGGCAAACAACACAAGGCCAUUGAGAAACAGGGAAAUUUCUGAGGAUGGAGUUGAAAGCAGAGAACCAGGAAGCUUGGAGUCAUCUUCACCUGAAUGUGAGCAUUGCCUGAAUGCCAGUUCUUGCAUAGCUUCACCAAGUACUUCCACCCAGAGCACCAUCACAUCUGAUGAAACUAGUAAUGAAAAUAAAACCUGGGAAGAGAGAACUGAAAUUCCACUUUGCCAAAAAAGCAGAGACACUCCUGCUGCAAUUCAUGAGGCUGAACCUGAUUCCUGUAGUAAAAACUUCACCAUAAAAAAUGAUUCAUGGUGGAAGCCAGUAUCAGAUCUGGAAUGGCUGAAGAUUUUCAGAUUCAUAAAAGGAGAUGGAGAAGAUAGCAGCUGUCUCAGGACUGCACAAGAGAUGAAAUGUGCCAGCUCAGAAAGGUUAUGUGCUUGUUAUGUUUAA
This is a messenger RNA of Merops nubicus (carmine bee-eater), 1491 nucleotides long. RefSeq names its product coiled-coil domain containing 62 (gene CCDC62). The transcript has 8 exons. The record is from RefSeq and is a predicted model, not a curated record. NCBI's taxonomy places the organism in Eukaryota, Metazoa, Chordata, Aves, Coraciiformes, Meropidae. Bases 1 to 1491 code for a protein of 496 amino acids.